GUCACCCGAGCGACCAAUCGGCGUCCUCCCCCUCCCUCUCUUUUUCCGCGAGCGAGAUGGCGGCCAGCGCGGUGCGGAGGGGCCUUUUGGGCCCGGCGCGGAGGCUCGCCGGGUCGCGGCGUUUCAGCAGCGGGGGAGGCUAUCCGGGCACCCCGCUGACGGCCCCUCUGCCGGGGCUGCCCCAGCCCGCCUUCGCCGGCCUGGACGGGCCGGAGGGCUUCGAGACGGAGGUCAGCGCCUUGGAGGGCGGGCUGCGCGUGGCCUCCCAGAAGAGGUUCGGACAGUUCUGCACCCUGGGCGUCCUGAUCAACUCCGGGUCGAGAUACGAAGCCAAGUACCCCGGCGGGAUCUCGCACUUUCUGGAGAAGUUGGCCUUUUCGUCUACAGCUCAGUUUAGCAGCAAGGAUGAUAUUCUUCUCACGCUGGAGAAGCACGGAGGCAUUUGUGAUUGCCAGGUGUCAAGGGAUACCACAAUGUAUGCCGUUUCUGCAGAUAGCAAGGGCCUUGACGCCAUGGUCAGUCUCUUGGCUGAUGUGGUUCUCCAGCCCAGACUGUCAGAUGAGGAAAUCGAGAUGACUCGUAUGGCAGUCCGCUUUGAGCUGCAGGACCUGAACAUGAGACCCGAUCCAGAGCCGUUGCUGACCGAGAUGAUCCAUGCCGCAGCCUACAGGGAGAACACUGUGGGACUGAACAGGUUCUGCCCCGCAGACAACAUCGAGAAGAUUGACAGAACGGUUCUCCACUCGUACCUGAGGAAUUACUACACCCCUAACAGGAUGGUGUUGGCUGGCGUGGGGGUGGAACACCAGCAGCUGGUGGACUGUGCUCGCAAGUACUUCCUGGGUGCCGUUCCAGCCUGGGGAAGUGGGGAAGCCAAGGAUGUGGACAAGUCCGUUGCCCAGUACACGGGAGGGAUCCUGAAGCUGGAGAAGGACAUGUCAGAUGUGAGUUUAGGGCCCACCCCCAUCCCAGAGUUGGCCCACAUCAUGAUUGGACUGGAAAGCUGCUCGUUCCUGGAGGAAGACUUCAUCCCCUUCGCCGUCUUAAACAUGAUGAUGGGGGGCGGCGGCUCUUUCUCUGCUGGAGGCCCCGGCAAAGGCAUGUUCACACGGCUGUACCUCAACGUCCUCAACCGGCACCACUGGAUGUACAAUGCCACCUCCUACCACCACAGCUACGAGGACACCGGCCUCCUGUGCAUUCACGCCAGCGCGGAUCCCAGACAGGUCCGGGAAAUGGUGGAGAUCAUCACCCGGGAAUUUGUGUUAAUGGCUGGAACCUUGGGAGAGGUUGAGCUGGAACGGGCCAAGACCCAGUUGCGGUCCAUGCUGAUGAUGAACCUGGAGUCUCGGCCGGUCAUUUUUGAGGAUGUUGGGAGGCAGGUCUUGGCCACGGGAGGCAGGAAGCUGCCACAGGAGCUCUGCGUCCUGAUCGGCAAAGUGAGCGCCAGUGACAUCAAACGGGUGGCAACGAAGAUGCUGCGGAAGAAGCCGGCCGUCGCCGCCCUGGGGGACUUGCGGGAGCUGCCCAGCUACGAGCACAUCCAGGGCGCCCUUUCCAGCAAAGACGGGCGGCUUCCCAGGGUGUACCGGCUGUUCCGUUAAAAGUGGCAGCUGCCCCACCAAGACGCUUGGUUGAGACGAGCCGUUGCUUGCCAAGGAACUUCUCACCUGCCGGGAGGGCGGCCCUGGGCAUCGGAGGAGGGUGGUUGGCGGAGCCGUUUCCAGGUGCCUGUUCAAAUUCUGUUCAUCCUCAAGAUAACUUAUUUUGGGAGAUUCAAAACUUAAAUAAGAAGAUGGCAGGCCGGAUGGUUGAAGAAAGCUGCUCCUACACACCAGAUUGCUAUUUUGGUAUUCCAAAUUCCUGUCCUUGUUUGAUUGGUCUUGAAUGAAGGGACAAUGAAGUCUGGUGCAAUCCAUGGCGAAGAAUACUGAUAAAGAGAGUUAAUGAGGGUGCUACACCGUUGCAUGUUGGCCUUUGUUUCCAAAAUUAAGUUUAAACUAUGAGGGGUAAAUCAAGAGUGCAAUUGUAUUUUGAAUUUGGAGGAACAAAACUGAAUUUCAAGAUUGGUAGAUUUAUUCAGAGUCUACGUUGUGUCUUUAGUUGCGAUAAGACAGUUUUUGAAGUGACAUUUUUUCCCCGUUACGCUUGACCCAAGAUGAGAACUCUUCUCCUAUAAAUAGUCCUUGAAUUAGGACCAAAAUUUGCACCAGAA
Notechis scutatus (mainland tiger snake) is the source of this 2215-nucleotide messenger RNA. It is a transcript of the gene PMPCA, whose product is annotated as peptidase, mitochondrial processing subunit alpha. Gene Ontology annotation, cellular component: mitochondrion. Gene Ontology annotation, molecular function: metalloendopeptidase activity; metal ion binding. The record is from RefSeq and is a predicted model, not a curated record. Lineage: Eukaryota; Metazoa; Chordata; Lepidosauria; Squamata; Elapidae.